GGCACCGGGCGAGGGGCGAGGCGCUCGGCGUGCAUGGAUGCAGGCUCCUGCGAACUGAGGUCCGCCAGGCCUCGGCCCGGGAGUGCCCGCUCCCGCCGCUCUCGCGGGCCCUGCCAGGACGCCGGGCGCAGGGGGGCCUCCGCCGGGUGCGUUCCUGGGGCGGGCAGGGGAGGAGGCGGCGGAGCGGAGGAGGAGGGAGGCCGGGCCGCGGCUGCCCGCGCCCGCCUGACCCUCGAGGGGGUCGCUGUUGCCUCGCAGAUCCCUCCCUCGCUCCCUGCCUGCCUCCCUCCCCGCCGCUCCCGCCGCGUCCGCCUUUUGUUCGCGGAACCGCGCGCCCCCGAGCCGAGGCGGCGGGGCGGGGAGCUGGCGGGGCUGCGCGGGGGGCGGGCCGCGCCGGGCGGAGCCGGGGCCCGGGCCGCAGCCGGACUCGCAGCCCGAGGGAGCGAUCGGCGUGCGGGCGGCGGGGUCCCGGGCGCGCUCCGGGGACGCGGCGAGGCCGAGGGGGCGGGCGCCGGGCGGAGCCGUAGUCGGAGCCGGGGCGCCUGGAGGCGGUCGGGGCGCACUGUUCGAGCCCAGAGCUGUGGAGAGACCGCGCGGCGGGCCGUGGGGCGGGGACGCAGUGUCGAGGCUGAGGUGGGCCGAGGGCAGCCGCUGCCCGAGCGGCGGGAGCCGCAGCCGCGCCGGCUCCCUCCCCAGGGACGUCGAGGCCGGGCGGGCCUGGGCCAUGCGCACGGCUCGCUGAGGCCGACGGAGGCCGCGAUGGAGGCGCCGGCGGCCGAGCCCCAGCUCCGGGGCUCUGGCCCCCAGCCCGCGUCCGCGCCUGCCCCGGAGAGGAGAAAGAGCCACCGCGCGCCGUCGCCGGCCCGGCCCAAAGACGUGGCCGGCUGGUCGCUGGCUAAGGGCCGCCGCGGCCCAGGCCCCGGCGCAGCCGCCGCCUGCAGUGCCGCGUCCUCCGCACGGCCCGACAAGAAGGGGCGCGCGGUGGCGCCCGGGGCUCGGGGCGCGGGGGUGCGGGUGGCCGGGGUUCGCACGGGGGUCCGUGCCAAGGGUCGCCCGCGCCCGGGUGCGGGGCCGCGCCCGCCGCCGCCGCCCCCCAGCCUCACGGACAGCAGCUCGGAGGUGUCGGACUGCGCGUCGGAAGAGGCGCGCUUGCUGGGCCUGGAGCUGGCGCUGAGCAGCGACGCGGAGUCGGUGGCCGGGGGCCCGGCAGGGGUCCGCACGGGGCAGUCGGGCCAGCCCGCACAGUCCGCGCAGCAGCCCCCGCGCCCGCCCGCCUCCCCGGACGAGCCGUCGGUGGCCGCGUCGUCAGUGGGCAGCAGCCGCCUGCCGCUCAGCGCCUCGCUCGCCUUCUCCGACCUCACCGAGGAGAUGCUGGACUGCGGGCCCGGCGGCUUCGUGCGGGAGCUGGAGGAACUGCGCUCGGAGAACGACUAUCUGAAGGACGAGAUUGAGGAGCUGCGGGCCGAGAUGCUGGAGAUGCGGGAUGUCUAUAUGGAGGAGGACGUGUAUCAGCUGCAGGAGCUGCGGCAGCAGCUGGACCAGGCCAGCAAGACCUGCCGCAUCCUGCAGUACCGGCUGCGCAAAGCUGAGCGCCGCAGUCUGCGUGCUGCCCAGACUGGCCAGGUGGACGGCGAGCUUAUCCGUGGUCUGGAGCAGGAUGUCAAGGUCUCUAAGGACAUCUCCAUGAGGCUGCAUAAGGAGCUUGAGGUGGUGGAGAAGAAACGGGCACGGCUAGAGGAGGAGAAUGAGGAGCUUCGGCAGCGGCUCAUCGAGACUGAGCUGGCGAAGCAGGUGCUGCAGACAGAGCUGGAGCGGCCAAGAGAGCAUUCUUUGAAGAAAAGAGGAACCCGCUCCCUGGGGAAAGCAGAUAAGAAGCCUUUGGUUCAGGAGGACAGCGCGGACCUGAAGUGCCAGCUGCACUUUGCAAAGGAGGAGUCGGCCCUCAUGUGCAAGAAGCUCACUAAGCUGGCCAAGGAGAAUGACAGCAUGAAGGAGGAGCUGCUGAAGUACCGCUCGCUCUACGGGGAUCUGGACAGUGCGCUGUCAGCUGAGGAGCUGGCCGAUGCCCCCCACUCGCGGGAGACCGAGCUGAAGGUGCACCUGAAGCUGGUGGAGGAGGAGGCCAACCUGCUGAGCCGCCGCAUCGUGGAGCUGGAGGUGGAGAACCGAGGCCUGCGGGCUGAGAUGGACGACAUGAAGGAUCACGGAGGUGGCUGUGGGGGGCCCGAGGCACGCCUGGCCUUCUCUGCACUGGGUAGUGGCGAGUGUGGGGAGAGCUUGGCGGAGCUGCGGCGACACCUGCAGUUCGUGGAAGAGGAGGCUGAGCUGCUGCGGCGCUCCUCCGCCGAGCUCGAGGACCAGAACAAGCUGCUGCUGAAUGAGCUGGCCAAGUUCCGCUCGGAGCACGAGCUGGACGUGGCACUCUCGGAGGACAGCUGCUCCGUGCUCAGCGAACCCUCGCAGGAGGAGCUGGCGGCCGCCAAGUUGCAGAUCGGUGAGCUCAGUGGCAAGGUCAAGAAGCUGCAGUACGAGAACCGUGUGCUCCUGUCCAACCUCCAGCGCUGCGACCUCGCCUCCUGCCAGAGUACACGGCCCAUGCUGGAGACAGACGCCGAGGCCGGAGACUCUGCCCAGUGUGUGCCUGCUCCCCUGGGUGAGACACACGAGUCCCAUGUGGCCCGACUCUGCAGAGCCAGGGAGGCUGAAGCGCUGCCUGGGCUGAGGGAGCAGGCCGCCCUGGUCAGUAAGGCCAUCGAUGUCCUGGUGGCUGAUGCCAACGGCUUCUCAGCUGGCCUCCGGCUGUGUCUGGACAAUGAAUGUGCUGACUUGCGGCUGCACGAAGCCCCCGACAACAGCGAGGGCCCCAGGGACACCAAGCUCAUCCAUGUCAUCCUGGUGCGCCUGAGUGUGCUGCAGCAAGAGCUGAACGCCUUCACGCGGAAGGCGGAUCUAGUCCUCGGGGGCUCUGUCAAGGAGCAGCAGGAGUCCUUCUCAUCACUGCCCUCCUUGGGCUCCCAGGGGCUCUCCAAGGAGAUUCUUCUGGCAAAAGACCUUGGCCCAGACUUUCAGAUGCAGCCGCCUGACUUCAGGGACCUGCCGGAAUGGGAGCCCAGGAUCCGAGAGGCCUUCCGCACUGGUGACUUGGACUCUAAGCCUGACCCCAGCCGGAGCUUCAGGCCUUUCCGAGCUGAAGACAAUGAUUCCUAUGCCUCUGAGAUCAAGGAGCUGCAGCUGGUGCUGGCUGAGGCCCAUGACAGCCUCCGGGGUUUGCAAGAGCAGCUCUCCCAGGAGCGGCAGCUACGAAAGGAGGAGGCCGACAAUUUCAACCAGAAAAUGGUCCAGCUGAAGGAGGACCAGCAGAGGGCGCUCCUGAGGCGGGAGUUUGAGCUGCAGAGUCUGAGCCUCCAGCGGAGGCUGGAGCAGAAAUUCUGGAGCCAGGAGAAGAACAUGUUGGUGCAGGAGUCCCAGCAGUUCAAGCACAACUUCCUGCUGCUCUUCAUGAAGCUCAGGUGGUUCCUCAAGCGCUGGCGGCAGGGCAAGGUUUUGCCCAGUGAGGGGGAUGACUUCCUCGAGGUGAACAGCAUGAAGGAGCUGUACCUGCUGAUGGAGGAAGAGGAGAUAAACGCUCAGCAUUCUGAUAACAAGGCCUGCACAGGGGACAGCUGGACCCAGAACACGCCCAAUGAGUACGUCAAGACACUGGCCGACAUGAAGGUGACGCUGAAGGAGCUGUGCUGGCUGCUCCGAGAUGAACGCCGUGGUCUGACGGAGCUUCAGCAACAGUUUGCCAAGGCCAAGGCUACCUGGGAGACAGAGCGGGCAGAGCUCAAAGGUCAUACCACCCAGAUGGAGCUGAAGGCAGGGAAGGGGGCCGGGGAGCGGGCAGGGCCAGACUGGAAGGCAGCCCUACAGAGGGAGCGUGAGGAGCAGCAGCACCUCCUGGCUGAGUCCUACAGCGCUGUCAUGGAGCUAACGAGGCAGCUGCAGAUCAGUGAGCGGAACUGGAGCCAGGAGAAGCUGCAGCUGGUGGAGCGGCUGCAGGGUGAGAAGCAGCAGGUGGAGCAGCAGUUGAAGGACCUACAGAACCGCCUAAGCCAGCUGCAGAAGGCUGCUGACCCCUGGGUCCUGAAGCACUCAGAGCUGGAGAAACAGGACAACAGCUGGAAGGAGACACGCAGUGAGAAGAUCCACGACAAGGAGGCUGUUUCCGAAGUUGAACUUGGAGGAAACAGUCUAAAGAGGACCAAAUCUGUUUCUUCCAUGUCUGAGUUUGAAAGUUUGCUGGACUGUUCCCCCUACCUUGCUGGUGGAGACGCCCGGGGCAAGAAGCUGCCUAACAACACUGCCUUUGGCUUUGUGAGUUCUGAACCAGGGGAUCCAGAGAAAGACACCAAGGAGAAGCCUGGGCUCUCCUCGAGGGACUGCAACCACCUGGGUGCCCUGGCCUGUCAGGACCCCCCAGGGAGGCAGAUGCAGCGUAGCUAUACGGCUCCUGACAAGACGGGUAUCCGAGUCUACUAUAGCCCCCCAGUGGCCCGGCGCCUGGGAGUCCCUGUGGUUCAUGACAAAGGGGGCAAGAUCAUUAUUGAGCCCGGCUUCCUCUUCACCACAGCCAAGCCCAAAGAGUCGGCCGAGGCCGAUGGGCUGGCUGAGAGCUCCUAUGGUCGGUGGCUCUGCAACUUCUCACGGCAGCGCCUGGACGGAGGCUCAGGGGGCAGCCCCUCGGCGGCCGGGCCUGGCUUCCCAGCGGCCCUGCAUGACUUCGAGAUGUCGGGCAACAUGAGUGACGACAUGAAGGAGAUCACCAACUGCGUGCGCCAGGCCAUGCGCUCGGGCUCACUGGAGAGGAAAGUGAAGAGCACGUCCAGCCAGACGGUGGGCCUGGCCAGUGUGGGCACACAGACCAUCCGCACGGUUAGCGUGGGCCUGCAGACUGACCCACCCCGCAGCAGCCUCCAUGGCAAGGCCUGGUCACCCCGCAGCUCUUCGCUCGUGUCUGUGCGCAGCAAGCAGAUCUCCUCCUCCCUGGACAAGGUCCAUUCGCGCAUCGAGCGGCCCUGCUGCUCCCCCAAGUAUGGCUCACCAAAGCUCCAGAGGCGGUCCGUAUCCAAGCUGGACAGCAGCAAGGACCGCAGCCUGUGGAACCUGCACCAGGGCAAGCAGAACGGCUCAGCCUGGGCCCGCUCCACCACCACACGGGACAGCCCUGUACUGAGAAACAUCAACGAUGGACUCUCCAGCCUCUUCAGUGUGGUGGAGCACUCAGGGAGCACGGAGUCUGUCUGGAAACUGGGCAUGUGUGAGACGCGGGCCAAGCCCGAGCCUCCCAAGUAUGGCAUCGUGCAGGAGUUCUUCCGGAAUGUGUGCGGCCGGGCGCCAAGCCCCACCUCGGCAGCAGGAGAAGAGGGCACCAAGAAGCCAGAACCCCUCUCCCCAGCCAGCUACCAUCAGCCGGAGGGGGUGGCCAGGAUCCUGAACAAGAAGGCAGCCAAGUCAGGCAGCAGUGAGGAGGCCAGAACCACCAUGCUCUCCCAGGUGGGGAAGGACGGUGUUCUGCGGGACGGAGAUGGAGCCAUGGUCCUUCCCAAUGAGGACGCUGUUUGUGACUGUAGCACCCAGUCUCUCACUUCCUGCUUCGCCCGGUCAUCCCGCUCUGCGAUCCGCCACUCUCCUUCCAAGUGCAAGCUUCACCCUUCAGAGUCCAGCUGGGGUGGGGAGGAGAGGGCGGCCGCCCCCAGCGAGUGACAGAGCAGCCAAGCUCCCUGCCUCAACCAGCCCAGCCCCUGGAUAGCAGAAGGGAACCAGCGAAGACGAGACAAGAUGAGGUGAGGCGAGGGGCUGUGUCCUCAGCACUGCCUGGCCCUGGAGGGACAGCAAUGAUGCCACUGCCACAAUGCAGCUCUCACAUCAAGGUAAAGCCGGGUCUCUUGCUGGCCUCUGGGUGGUGAGCUCCAACUUCCCAGGGGAAGGCAGUAAGUGGGAGAGAGACCAAAACUGGGCAUCCACUGAGAGAUCCCUCAAGAGCCGAUCCCUGGGUCCUAAGAGAGAGCCUUGCCUGGUUCUGCCCAUGUCCCCCUCUUGGAAGAGCCCAGGAAGGAUACAUGUCUGGCCAUGCCUUUGGGGAAAAGGACUCAGAGAGCUGUUCCCUGCUGACCAUCCACCCCUUCAUUCAGGAGGAGACAGUGCUGAGAAGAACAGGCUUUGCUCUAGAGCUGUGUUGGGUUCCUGGUGGAGCCCAGCUGGGCAUCAUCACCGUCACCUCCUUCUCUCCACCACCACCUCCUCUCAGCCCCACUGCUCUAGAUUGCUGGGACACUAGGGGGUAUGAUAGGGCAGUAGCCAGGGCCAAGUAUCUACUUGGAAUUCUGGAGCCCUGGAUCUCCCUGCCCAUAGCCUGGGUGCAGCAAGAGCUGGGAGGCAAAGUGGAAAUGUACUGGGUGCAGGGUUGGGGAGUGAUUGCAGUUGCCUUCCUUGCCAAAGUGACUUGGGGCCCCAACCUUCCCAGCAGACUUAUUGAAGACAGAAACAGGUAGAGUCAGUCUUCAGACCUGGUGCAUAGAUAAAUGCCUAAAUACACUGCCUUGAUCUCGAUCUCAGAGGCCUCUUUCCCUGGCACCCUGAGAGGGGGCGGGUGCUACAUCUCCACUGUGUUUACAUCCUGCAGCUGGUUGGGGGAGGCAAAGAUAUUCCCAGUAAGAGAUUCCCAGUUGGCCAGGUCAGGCCCAGGAGAACACCAAGAGGCCAGAGCCCAGGACACAGCAGUAGACUGGGGCCUAGGAACACAUAUCUUGCCUAGACUGUUUAUUUGAAUUUUUCAUGCUAUAAAUAUUUAAGGUGGUUUAAUUUAUUUUAAUAACUUAAUUUACCCCCACAGUCCCUAAGGUAAUUUAUUGGAGGUUGGAACAUGCAUUCUUGCCACUGGGACAAGAUGGGGCUUCUAACAGCACAGACAGGCACGGGGUCCCCCGGGUGGAUGAGGCAGCUUGGCAGCCAGGUUUGGUGACCUGGUCUCCUGGUCAGAUUUGGAGGGCCCCUCAACAGAGUUGUACCCCAACACUGCUGGCCAUGUGGCCUCAGAACACUACUUAUUACUCAGUGCCUGGUACUUGGCCAGCCCCAGCGGUCAGUCUGUAAAUACUGACAAGGUGGAGGGCUGGAUGGCCAUCACCACUCGCCGGACAUUCUCCAUUGCCGUCUCAUUUCCCUCUGACACCUUUCUUCAUGAGUCGAAUGUGGAUUACUAAGGCUCUCUUAAGAGCGUGGAGAUCCCUCCAAGUUUCCCAAAUGAGAACUUGAAGGAAAACAGGACUGAACUUCGAGAAUGUUGUUUAUUGCAGCUUUGCACAUAAACCUGAGAGCGUCUCCCAGCCUGCCUCGGUUCUCACCAGCCUGCCAGCCUUCUCACCAGCCUCUCUCCUUAGCCUUAUGGCCUUUCACCGCUCUUCUCCUUGCCCCAGCUCUGCUGCCUGCCCUUCCUCAUAUCCCCCGUGAGCUGCCUGAGCUAUUGGUUGGAUUUCGACGUGGCUCGUUGCAGCAUGUGUGUGGGUGCCUCCCAUGGCCUCCCCUUGGUACCAGUGAACCCAUUUUUGUUGCACAAAUGCUUCCCAUAUACACAUAGACAUGCAGCUUCCUGUAAGUGUCUGGGGACCCAGAGGGGAAACACCAGGGUGGAUCGGCUUGUCUGCAGAAUUGCUCAUCAGGAAGACCAAAACCCAGUAGCUUUGCUGAUUUGCCCCCAGGACUCUGGAGGCACCCCAGCACUUCCACCUCCCACCUGCUAGUUCCCAGACCCACCCAUUCGGGAUCACCUAGAACAGUUACCCAAAGCCCUACAUCUCCCUUCCCUGCAGGCUGAACACCAGGGUCAUGUCAGUCCCACCAGCUGCUUCCUCCAUGCCCCAGUGACAUGUGUAGAAAGAGCAGGCAGCCACUGGAGCUGUGGGUCAGUUCCCCUCUGGGAUGCUGCUGCUCUCACCCGUGAGGUCGGGGGGCCUUCCAAGGUUAUCUCCAGGUGAGGGGAUUCACACCAGGCCACAAGUCACCAGAGGCCUUCUGCCACCUCCCAGAGCAACAGAGAGCCAGGGAUCCUGUGUACCCAGCCUUGGGGAGAAAUCCCCGUUGGACCUAAGCCCCAAGACCUAUGGACUACUCAGCCUUACCAUCGUACUAUCCAAGAUUGUCCUUGCCAUCUUCGUUGUCUCAGCCAGACCUCGGUUUUCAGUGAAGCCCCAGUUUCUAUUUCCUGCAUGCCACUGUGCAAGGCCACUCAUCACUGUUUCUGCAGAAGCCUCCAGAUGUGGGGCUUGAUGGGGUUGAACAUGUUACAUGUAAAUAUUGGUUUGGUUUGGUUUUUAGCAUUUUACUUGGUAACUGGUUGUGUUUUCUUUUUUGGGGUGGGGGGAUUGGUUUGUAAAAACUCUCUUUUAGAAUGUUAUUUCUAAGUUUAUUUGUUUCUUCAAAUGCCUUUUAAGUCUUGGUAACAUUCCCAAAGCAGAAAACUGCCUGACCCAUAGUGGGGAUUCCCCUGGAGAAUGGGGGUCACAAGAAGGAAUGCUGCCCUUCUCCCCUUUCUCCCCCCUUCGGUCCUGCCCCCUGCCUUGUACUGCUAGCUCCUUCCUUCUCCUCCUUUAUCCUUCUUUCUCUUUUCCCCAUCUCCACUCUCUCUUCAACCAAAGUUCCAAGGAACCCUGGGGUCCCCAUCUCCCAGAGACUGCUUGGCUUGGGUCCAUGGGUUUGGCACCAGUUGGUUGGGGGAAAUAGGGGACCAGGUGACAUGACUGGCCCUAAACCUCUUUCCAGAACCAAAUCAGACCCUUUCAGAAUGAUGUCUUCAUUGGAAAACGCAAAUCAAACCAUUCUGGGGCAUUAGUGGCUCUUAGGCCUGCAUGCACGAGACAUCAGAAUCCAAUCCCCUGACCCUGUGCCAGCCCUUUCCCCCAGUUCAUUUCCCACCAAAGGCUGACCUCUAAGAGGUCUUGCUUUCUAUGAACUCAAAAUGGGUCCCACCUCCAGGUGUCCCCAGGGGCACUCUUCUACCAGUUGGCUUCCCAUGUGACAAGGUGAAAGGCCCAACAGCUUGACCCUCUGACACCCUGUGCUGACAUGGCUCCAUCACAUCUACUGGGAUGCACUUUUAUAGUUUCAUCACUCAGCCUCUUCUCCUCUGGCCUACCCAGCACCUAGGCUCUUUCUCCCCCUCCCCUCCUAUCUAGAAUGUCCCCUGCUUCUAGCCUCACCAGACCCUCAAGCUCCCACUACCUCUUCCUUAAUAAUAGUAAUAAUAAUGGUUAUCAUCAUCCCCUGCACAUCCCGCCUAAAGCACUUUACUAUUUAGAAAUUGUUUCCCCUGGCUGGGCACGAUGGAUCACGCCUGUAAUCCUAGCACUUUGGGAGGCCAAGGCAGGAGGAUCACUUGAGGUCAGGAGUUCAAGACCAGCUUGGCCAAAGUGGUGAAACCCUGUCUCUACUAAAAAUACAAAAAUUUAGCUGAGCAUGGUGGUGGGCCCCUGUAGUCCCAGCUACUCGGGAGGCUUGAGCCCAGGAGAAAGAGAUGUCAGGAGCAGAGAUCACACCAUUGCACUCCAGCAUGUGACAGAGUGAGACCCUGUCUCAAAAAAAAAAAAAAAAAGAAAUAGUUUCCCACUCCACAUCUCCUUCAGACUCUUGGGGACAACUCUGGGAGGCAGCCUUGGCAGGACGUGGGUUAGUGCGCCCAUUUUACAGAUGAGGAGACUGAGGUGCAGGUCUUAUCCCAGAACAUGAGAAGUCACUGAGUUUAGAUAAGAACUUGAGUCCAACUCUCCUGUUUGCUGUGCAAAUCCACUGCCCUACUGGGGGCUUUAUGUGGGUCCAGAAUACCCAGAAUAUGCUGCUGGCCAACCCAGGCAUAAAACAAGACCAUUACAGAUCACUGAGCCUGUAUAUUCCAGAGGGUGAUCCGAGCUCCCCAUUCAGCAGAAUUCUCUGAGAGCAUGUUCAGAAUGCAGAUUCCUGGGCUCCACCCUGAAUCUGCAUGUUUAACAAACUCUCAUGGGGAGGCCAGGCAUGGUGGUCAUACCUGUAAUCUCAGCACUUUAGGAGGCCAAGGUGGGCGGAUCAUGAGGUCAGGAGUUUGAGAGCAGCGUGGCCAACAUAGUGAAAACCUUUCUGUACUAAAAAUGCAAAAAAUUAGCUGGAUGUGGUGGUGCAUGCCUGUAAUCCCAGCUACCUAGGAGGCUGAGGCAGAAGAAUUGCUUGAAUCCAGGAGGCAGAGGUUGCAAUGAGCCAAGAUUGCACCACUGCACCCCAGCCCAGGUGACAGUGCGAAACUCCAUCUUAAUAAUAAUACAAUAAAAUUUUUAAAAACAGCCUUCCCAGGGGGUCUUUGGCACUAUUGGCCACACCAUUGGUGUUCAUGGCCCUGAUUAUUAGGCUGUCUUUAUUUUUUUCUAAUUUAUUUUUAAUUUAUUUAUUAUUUAUUUAUUUUUUUUGAGAGACAGGGUUUGCCCUAUGUUGUCCAGGCUGGUUUCAAAGUCCUGGGCUCAAGUGAAAUGUCCUCUUCAGCCUCCCACAGUGCUGGGGUUACAGGCAUCAGCCACCAUGCCAUCUUUUUUUUUUUUUUUUGAGACAGUCUCGCUUAGGCUGGAGUGCAGUGACACCUCUCGGCUCACUGCAACCUCCACCUUUCUGGUUCAGUCAGUUCUCCUGCCUCAGCCUCCCAAGUAACUGGGAAUACAAGUGCACCCCACCACACUUGACUGAUUUUUGUAGUUUUAGUAGAGACAGGUUUUCACCAUGUUGGCCAGGUUGGUCUUGAACGCCUGACCUCAGGUGAUCCACCUGCCUCGGCCUCCCAAAGUGCUGGGAUUACAGGCAUGAGCCACCGCAUCCAGCCUCAUCUAUUAACCAAUAACCAUGAUGCUGUAUCUUUUUUUUUUUUUAAGAUGGGGUUUCACCAUGUUGGUCAGUCUGGUCUUGAACUCCCGACCUCAGGUGAUCCACCCGCCUUUGCCUCCAAAGUGCUUGGAUUACAGGCGUGAGCCACCAUGCCCAGCCUGAUGCUUGUAUCUUAAGAGCACUGAGCACUGAACAGGGACUUAAGGGACCGAGUCCUCAACCAAACUGAUUUGUUUAGUUACUCAGGAUUUCCAAAAGGCAUCAGAGGCAUUUACAACCUUAGUCCUAGGGGUUCAGUAAAAUAGAAAGUAAAAAAGCAAGACAAAUUAUUCUGUAAAUUUAACUGGUAUAAUUCCCAUAAUCAUGCAAUUAAAUUUUACUAUUGAGUUUCCUGACAGCCAUGGCAAAAAGAGAAACACAUCAGGAUUUAAAAUUUUUCUCAUCCAAUUACGGGAAGCAAGCAUGUUGCCCUCUUCUACUAAUUUAUAGCAUAUAUCCUUUCAUCAAGGGCCACUAAGCCAGUUGGUGAUUCAGCGAGUGAACCUAAGAUGCAAGGAUGUUUUCCAGGUGACUAUUUAAAAAAAAUAAAUAAUCCACUGACGUGAAUGAUCUUGGUGAGAUCAUGUAGCUGGUCUAUACCUCAGUUUCCCCAUCUAUAAGGUGGGGUAACAUCCCACCCCAUGUAGCUGUGGUGAGAACAAGCUGCAACACUGUGCCUACAAGUCUCCUUGGAAAAGUGUGAGGUUCUACACCAAUGGAAAGUGGUCUGAUCACACUCAGUGUCCUCAGCCCAGCCUUUCAGUGCCAUGGCUGUGGGGUGGGGGACAAUAUCCUCCUUACGCCCUUCACUAGUCUUCAUGAAUAGCAAGGAGACCAUAACAUAAUUUGGACCAAACCCCUUCCUUUUCAAAAAAAAUUGUGAGGUCAGAUGUAGUGGUUUAUGCCUGUAAUCCCAGCACUUUGGGAGGCUGAGGCAGGUGGAUCACCUGAGAUUGGGAAUUUGAAACCAGCCUGACCAACAUGGAGAUACCCUAUCUCUACUAAAAAUAGAAAAUUAGCCAGGUGUGGUGGCGCAUGCCUGUAGUUCCAACUACUCUGGAGGCUGAGGCAGGAGAAUCGCUUAAACCUGGCCUGGGCAAAAUGAGCAUAACAAAAUUUACCAUUUUAAACAUUUCUAAGUGGCUUGAUACAUUCACAAUGUGUAACCACCACGUCCAGAACUUUUUCAUCAUCCCAAACUGAAACUCUGUACCCACUAAACAAUAACUCCCCAUUCCCCCAGCCCCUGGUAACCUCUAUUCUACUUUUUUUUCUCUGUGGAUUGGCCUCCACUAAAUAUUUCUUGUAAGUAGAAUCAUAUAGUAUUUGUCCUUUUGUGUCCAGCCCACUCAUUUUUUUUAGAUAAGGAAUCAGGCCCAGAGAAGGCAGUAGCUAACCCAAGGUCGCACAGCAAACCAAAGGCAGAACCAAGACCAGAACCCAGGUUUCCUGACUCCCAGCAGUUCUUGCAUCCCCAGUAGUGAAGGAGACACUGCUUUGACUUUCUGAAAUCUUGGUUUAGCCCCUUCCUCUCUGGGGUCAAUCUGUUUGCCUCCCAGCACCCACCCAUCCUUUCUUUAUCCUCUGCCUCCAGAGCCUCCUGUCUUCCUGCCUCCUCUUCUCCUUGGCUGGUUCCUGCCAGCAGAUGGAGUGGCCCUGGCCCAUGCCAGGUUUUCCUUUUCUGGGCCCUGGCUCACUGUAGCAGUCAGCUCUCAGUCCUCCAAGGAUGUUCUUCCCAGCACUGCUCCCUCCUAUGGAUUUUCCUGCACCUCAGUAACUCAUUUCCUGUCCCCCUGCUUCCUAUCAGGGAAGCCUUCCUGUCCACAUCUGUGGUUUCCAAACUCUGAUAUUUACUCUCAAAUGUGGUGGUGUCCUGGUUCUGCUGUUCUCACACCAGAAAAAAAAAGAACAAAAAACCCUCUUCCCCCAGUGCAUCAGGAGGCACCAGCCCUGCCAGCCCUUCUCAUUGGGCUUGCCCUGCCUCAGCGACCCCCAAGUCCCACCCUUGAUCCACGCUGUCUUCUCUGCAGGCAGCCUGCCAGCAGCAGCCCCAGCACUUUGCACUGGGUGUGUGUGUGGUGGUAGGGGUGGGGGGGGGUGGAUCCCUUCUUUUCCUCCUCUGCUUUACCUAGUCCCAGAUAGCCUUGAUUGUAAAGCAGGUGCUGCCUGACGGGUUCUUCUCUCCCUCUCUCUGGUCAUCUAUCCAUCUCUAUCCAUUCAGUAUCCAACCAUCCUUUCCAUGUACCUCUGGACCUCACCACCCUCAGAGUUGCUUGUCCUGGCAGAAUCUACAGUUCAUCCAGACUCUACCCCUUGCCCCUCCCAACCCAACAGCAGUUGCAGUUUGCAGAAUCCAUAGAUCCAAGGUCCUAAGGGGACUGAGGACAUGAUGCUGGGCUCAAGUCUCCUGCCUAGGGCUCCUCUCCACUGCCAGCCCUGCCACUCCUCCCUCAUCCUCCUUGGAGCCUCCUCUGCUCCUUGUCUAUCCCAUUGGCCCUGCUCCCCUCCCUCCCUGCCCUUCACCAGCUUUCUGGACACCAUGCCCUGAGGAAGGGACCUUUGGUUUUCUCUAAACAUCUUUGAAGGGCUGAGGCAGUCAGGGCCAGCUGCCUUGUCUCUCUUUAUUCGGAACCACUCAAGCCAUUCCCAAAAAGAGGGACCUCAGCUGGCAAUCUGGAGACCUGGCCCAGGUCUGGGCAGAUGUUUUCACUUCUCCCGCCCUCCCAGUCCUGUGAUCCUGUGAUGAGCACCAGGAUGGCCCUGUGGGCCCUAGAGCACCCCCUCAUGCUGUAGGGUCCUGCAGCCCCAUCCUUUCUCUACUGUGCCCUGGUAUCCUGGCUCCUCUCUCAGCUCUAUUGCUGAUCUCUGUGCCUUACUUUAGUUCUCUGCACGGGGGACUCACCCCAGGACCAUUCCCAUCGGCUUCCCAGGUGAUAUGUUGCCCCAAGGCUGGGCUUUGCCAGCUGUGGCCCAGCUCCUUAGUGCUGCCCAAGAGGCACCAGGUUGCUAAGGUUGAGUGACUGUGGGCACCGUUCUUGGCCAGUGGUUCUCAUUUUGCCUUCCAGCAGUGGGAAUAUCACCUGGGAACUUGAUAGAAGUGCAAAUUAUCGGCCCCACCCAAGACCCACUGAAUUAGAGCUUGUGGAGUGGGGCCCUGCAAGCUGGGGUUUGAAGGAGCCCUCCAGAUGGUUCCGACAUGCACAAGAAUAUGCCAGCUGCCGAUCUGGGCUAGCCAUUAGUGUAGCCUGGGGAGGGACUGGGGCUGACUAGGCCAAGAACAGGUGGAAAACAGCAGCCUCGUCUGGAAUCCUGAGAUUGCGAAUCACCACCAACAAAAACCAACUCUGUAGUCUCUCCUCUUGGAAAAGGAAGAGAAGCUGGAGGGCCUGGAGAAAGCAUACGUUUUUCCUUUCCCUGAUCCUGCUCACUUCUCUCACUUGUCUUGGUUUUACAAAAGGCUGUGUAGAUGGUGCCCACCAGGGAGGGGGUGGGUGUCCUGGGGAGGCAGGACGAAGAAGACCUUGACUGUUUAUCCUUUGGGAACCUCACCAUAGGCCAGAUGGUCCCUCCUCAAAUGCAAAGAAAUCUAACUCCAUCAGGAAAGAAUCCUAAAUCCCCAGUUCCUCCUCCUCCCAACCCCAGGGAGACCUUGUAGACAGUGCCAAAAAACAGCUCCAACCUCCAGCAGCUGGGAAGAGAGCCAGAAGCUGCCCUUCCUCUUCAUCCUGGCGCCCCUCCCCAGCCCCCGCCAAUACUGUGAACCCCCUUCCCACUCAGCCUGGUUUCCUGGUGAGGGUCCUGCAAUCAUGGGCCCUGGGGGACCCCCAGGGCAAGGCCCAUGGGAGGGAAGGGACCAAGGGCAUCCUUGGGCCAACUGUCCACCUCUCUUGUCCACUGUUCUCUCCUUUACACUUCUGUCUUCAAAAGGCUCCUUCCCAGGAUGGAUCGGGUGCUAGGACAACUGCGGUCCAGUCCACCAGCUCUCCCUGCUCUGUGUCUUAUUUCAGACAUAAGAAUAACUGUACAGUGUAAACUUAUAAAGCGUUUUUAAUGGUUGUAGAUUGGAAAUAAAGUAUGUCAUAUGAACAGCU
This is a messenger RNA of Callithrix jacchus (white-tufted-ear marmoset), 15005 nucleotides long. It is a transcript of the gene MTCL2, whose product is annotated as microtubule crosslinking factor 2. NCBI's taxonomy places the organism in Eukaryota, Metazoa, Chordata, Mammalia, Primates, Cebidae. Gene Ontology annotation, biological process: regulation of autophagy; insulin receptor signaling pathway. The record is from RefSeq and is a predicted model, not a curated record.